Messenger RNA from Cetraspora pellucida, 1251 nucleotides. The record is from the annotation of a GenBank genome assembly. Lineage: Eukaryota; Fungi; Glomeromycota; Glomeromycetes; Diversisporales; Gigasporaceae.
AUGUCUUCGGAUAAAGAGUCACCACCAACUUCGAUAGAGCACACUCAUAUUUCAGUCCAAUCAGAGAUAGGAGUGGGGCGUCAAUCUUCCCCUUCAAUAAGUGAAGGGCUAAGUAAAAAUCAACAAGAUAUAAACAAACUGACAGAAGAAAUGUUUUUUAAAGUGGCUGAUUAUUUAAAAGGAGAGAUCCUAGCUACAACUGAAGAUUACAAGCUUUUAGAAACAAUGAACAAAGUUACGCGAGAACGGUAUCAAGAAAUGUCUAAAAUGGCACAAAAUUUGGUUGUAGAGAUGGCUAACUUUCAAAGAAUUUAUACUAGCUUCGAACCGUAUAUUCAACAAAUUGAUGAAAUAUGUGAACAAGUUGAUUUUUUGGAAAAGGUUACUAAUGAAUUAGACGAAUAUUCAAAAGAAUUGGUUGUUACAAAAAUGGCAUCGAAACUAGAUAUCAAUGCAUCCGUUAAUAGUGAUAAUGUCAGAGAAGAAUUAUCCUAUUUACGACACUUUUUAAAAACUGUCCAAGAAAGUAUCGAAAAAAUCGAGACAGACGUAAAGGGGCUUUUUAAAUCGAAAAAGGACCAGGCUCACGGAAUAAGAAUGAUACUUAUGGGGCCACCUGGCGCCGGUAAAGGAACUCAAUCUCCAAGGAUCAAAGAGAAGUUUUGUGUUUGUCAUUUAGCUACUGGUGAUAUGUUACGAUCUCAAGUAGCUGCAAAAACAAAACUUGGUUUGGAAGCCAAAAAAAUCAUGGAUGCCGGAGGUCUGGUGUCUGAUGAAAUAAUGGUAGGAAUGAUCCAAAAUGAAUUACAAAAUAAUCCAGAGUGUUUCACCAAACUGGUCCUCUCCCUUUGUGUUUGUUGCUAUCACGUCAUUUACUAUGACAGUUUUAUUCUAGAUGGAUUUCCUCGUACAGUACCUCAAGCAGAAAAACUUGAUGCCAUGCUUGAAAAAGAUAAAAAAAAACUUGAUCAUGCUGUCGAAUUAAUAAUUGAUGAUAAUUUAUUGGUUUCACGUAUCACUGGUCGUUUGAUUCAUCCAUCUAGUGGUAGAACGUAUCAUAAAAUUUUCAAUCCACCAAAAGUUCCUGGUAAAGAUGAUGUAACUGGAGAACCAUUAAUUCAACGUGCAGAUGACAAUGCUGAAACCUUAAAGAAACGUUUAGCGACUUAUCAUAAGCAAACUGCUCCCGUGGUAGACUAUUAUAAACAAAAAAAUAUUUGGUCUGGUGUAGAUGCAUCUCAAAAUCCUGAG